AUCGCCUGGUUCCUGGCUCCGACAGUGUCGCUGGCCGAGCAGCAGUUCGAGGUCAUCCGAGCCCAGAUUCCAAGCGUCCAGUCCAGGUUGAUUCGCGGAGCCGACAACGUGGAUGCAUGGUCAACGAGGCCUGGCGUGUGGGAUGCCGUCCUGCGCAACACCCGCAUCGUCGUCGCCGCUGACCUGUGUGUAGCCCACAACCCUGUCGGAAAGAACUCGGUGGCAAGGCUGAUGAGGGAGCACUACUUCCCCAACAAGGCAAAAGGCCUACCGGUUCCACAUAUCCUCGGGCUCACGGCGAGCCCUCUCAUGACGUCCAACCUGGGCGACCUCGAGGUCCUGGAGCAGACGCUGGACGCCGUCUGCAAGACCCCGAGCAAGCAUCGGGAUGAGCUGAUGGCUCAGGUCAACCGCCCCGAGAUGAUGGUUGUGUCCUACGGAGCCAUCCCCGUUGACGAAGCCGCCGCGCAGCCUACCCCGGCUAUGGAGCGGCUAAUGAAGGCCUACCUCGGCCUCGAUAUCACACGGGAUCCCGACAUCUUGCACUUGGCGUUGAACAGGACCCCGAGAAACGAGCAGAGGCUUCGCAAGCUGUUCGCGAGCAGGAAGACCUACUGCCAGACACAGAUGGAGUCGUUUUAUAGACGAGCCUGUGAUAUGUGUCAGCAUCUUGGACCAUGGGCUGCCGAUUACUAUAUCCACAAAGUUAUUUCUACUUUGCUACAGGACACUGACGAUUCGGCCCAGGAAGGCGACUCCCUGACGGUCAAGCAGCGACGAUAUCUUGUUGAAGCGCUCACGCCGGUCGGCCCCGGCCCAGCUCCUCAAAUACCCACCGCUCUUGCGCCCAAGGUGGUGGCUCUGCUAGGCAUCCUCGAGCGUUACCAAGGCAAUCCAGUCGGCAUCGUUUUUGUCAAGGAGAGAGCCACUGUCGCCGUGCUGUCGCAUAUUCUAGCUGUACAUCCUAGGACAGCAGGGCGCUACCGGGUCGGAUCCAUGGUGGGCACGUCGGCGACGCCGGGGAGGAGACAGGACUUCCUGGACCUCAGCCAGAAGGAGUACAUCCUCUCGCUCCAGGCGUUCCGGAAGGGGACGAUCAACCUUCUGGUCGCGACGAGCGUGCUCGAGGAAGGCAUCGACGUCCCGGCCUGCAACCUCGUCAUCUGCUUCGACAGGCUCGAGAACCUCAAGUCGUUCAUCCAGCGUCGGGGCCGAGCCCGAAUGUCAGCGUCGCAGCUGUACCUGCUCGUCGAAGACGAUUCGGACAAGUCGUCCCGUAUCUGGCUAGACCUCGAACGGGAGAUGAAGCGCAAGUACGAGGACGACAUGCGGGAGAACAAGGAGCUCGAAGAGAUCGAGAAGAGCGACGUGCUGGAUUAUCCGGUCCUCCGGGACGACAAAACCGGCGCCCAAAUCACCAUCCAGGACGCAAAACAGCAUCUCGAGCACUUUUGCGCCACCCUGUCGACCCGCAAAUUCGUGGACUGGAGCCCCUUUUACGUCGUCCACGACCUAGAAGGGAACCCCAUCGACGCUCGCCAGCGGGGGCUGCGAAAGGCGACAGUCCACCUCCCCGUCUCUCUGGCGCCUGAGCUGCGCUGCUUCGAAAGUAUCUACGCCUGGCCCUCGGAGGCCAACGCGUGCAAGGACGCGGCGUUCCAGGCCUACGCCAAGCUCUACGAGGUCGGCCUGGUGAACCGCCACCUGCUGCCCAUCAGGGAGACCGACCUCGUGAAGGACAUCGAGACGCGUGCGGGCGUGGUCCCUGUCCGAGACCAGCUCAAUCCCUGGCCGGCGGUGGCGCAAGCGUGGAGAGACGGCGCGGCGACUUCGAGGAGGAGAUUGACGGUGGCGAGGCACGACCAGUCGGCCCGGGCCGAGUUGCAGCUUGUGCUCCCUCGACCCGUCCCGUACAUGAAGCCGUUCGUCCUGCACUGGGACCACAGCUCGUCGUGGCAUGUGAGCAUCGAUCCCGACGAGGACAUGCCAGGGGCCGACGCAGCGGUCGACAGCCAGGCGAGCUGCCACACAUCCGCCCUCCUCUCGAUGGCGUUCGGGCACCGGUGGCGGAUCGCGGACAAGCAGUUCCCUGUUCGCUUCGUCUGCUUGGAUCGGGAUCUGAACCUGGAGGACACGAGCGUGAUGGAGGUGAGCGCCGAACUGAUGGACGCGGCGAUGGCAUCCACACACCUUGUUCGAGACGUCGCGGAUCAGAACCAUCCGUACUUCUACCUGGAUUGGCUACCGACUAAGCCUUCCGUCGACCUAGUCCGGAAGCCUUACCUGGGCUUUGACGAAGCGCCCGAGGACGCCGCAUACGUUGCCCUCAAGGACUGGCCUAAGAAAGCCGGAUUGUUCCGUCCACCGCAUCGGAAUGCUGCGCCGGCGCCCAGCAGCAAGCCGUACCCGAGAGUCCUGCCUGCAAGUCGACUGCGGGUUGAUAGCGUCCCCGCGGUCUAUGCACAUGUCGGCCUCCUCAUACCCGCCAUCGUGCACGCGCUCGAGGCCCACCUCGUGGCCAAGGACCUCUUGGAGUCCCGGUUGGAGCGGACGGGCAUCACAGACCUGUCUCUUGUUGUAAUGGCCAUCAGCACCAGCGCGGCGAGAGGACCGACGGACUACGAGCGAAUAGAGUUCCUCGGAGACUCGAUCCUCAAGUUCUGUACAACCAUCAACUGUGCAGCUAAAUAUCUGAAAUAUCCAGAAGGCUGUCUGUCGCCCCUGAAGGACAAGAUCGUGUCCAACUCCAGGCUCUUCCGCGCCGCAGUCGAGUUCGGUCUUGACCGCUACAUCGUGCACAAGACCUUGACUCUCCACAAAUGGCGACCUACGUACGUCGAGGACCUGCUGGAGAAUCCGCCGCCGGCAACGCGGACGAGGAUGCUGUCGACCAAGACCCUCGCCGACGUGGUCGAGGCGCUCAUCGCGGCGUCGUACAUCAGCGGCGGCAUCCCCAAGGCGCUCGCCUGCAUGUCCCUGUUCCUGCCCGAGUUCGAAUGGAAGAGCAUCGAACAGGGCCGAGAGAUCCUGUACAACGAGGCGCCGCACGACGAGCCGCUCCCCGUGACCAUGCGGCCGCUGGAGUCGCUGAUCGGGUACACCUUCACCAAGAAGGCGCUGCUGGUCGAGGCCAUGACGCACCCGUCCUGCACGGGGCCGGGGAUCCGCGCGUCCCUGGACCGGCUCGAGUUCCUCGGCGACGCCAUCCUCGACUACAUCGUGGUCAACCGGCUGUUCAGCGACCCGGCCGGGCUGGACAACUCCACGCUGCACCUGCUGCGCACCGCGCUCGUCAACGCCGACAUCCUCGGCUUCCUCGUCAUGGAGUGGGCCAUCGAGCAGGACCGCGUCGAC
Molecule: messenger RNA, 3354 nt
Organism: Thermothielavioides terrestris NRRL 8126
Lineage: Eukaryota; Fungi; Ascomycota; Sordariomycetes; Sordariales; Chaetomiaceae
Exons: 3
Biological process (GO): siRNA processing
Cellular component (GO): nucleus; cytoplasm; RISC complex
Molecular function (GO): RNA binding; ribonuclease III activity
Source: RefSeq, a predicted model, not a curated record